Rodentolepis nana is the source of this 423-nucleotide messenger RNA. Lineage: Eukaryota; Metazoa; Platyhelminthes; Cestoda; Cyclophyllidea; Hymenolepididae. The record is from the annotation of a GenBank genome assembly.
AUGUGGGUGUUAGCUUCUAAAGGUCAAUUGAAGCACAGCGGUUGUAACACGUCCCCAAAAUACCAUUACUCACAGUUGUCGAGUGUUGCCUACCCGCCGUUCGAUUUCCCAACCAUGCCAGCGUCAGAUUGCUGUUCUCGAUGUUGGCAAGCGAUAUUUAAUUGCUUCAAAUUAAUAUGCCCCUCGGUUAAAUAUCCACGCGAUGGUUCCUCCUCAGAGACCUCAGAGAAUGAUUUUAUUAAACGACUUCCCAAACUCGACUCUUGGCAUUACCAACCACCCGUAGGUUCCGCAUUUCCUGCAAGGCUAGACAAAGAUCUGGAACACAGCAGUGAUAAUACCUCAAGUGAGACUGCGGAGAAUGAUUUCAUUAAAGGACUUCCCAAAGACGACUCUUGGGACUACGAACUCAAGCAGCCUUAG